CCGAGCGCGCGCGCGACUGCCCCGCGAGGACCGCACCGUCUCGCACAGCAGCGUGCAGGGUCAAAGACAGCCGGCCCCCCAUGUCAGUGGUCUAGGAUGGCCAGUGAAGGCACCAACAUCCCAAGUCCUGUGGUGCGUCAGAUUGACAAGCAGUUUCUGAUUUGCAGUAUAUGCCUGGAACGGUACAAGAAUCCCAAGGUUCUCCCCUGUCUGCACACUUUCUGCGAGAGGUGCCUGCAGAACUACAUUCCCGCCCACAGUUUAACCCUCUCCUGCCCCGUGUGCCGCCAGACCUCCAUCCUGCCCGAGAAAGGGGUGGCCGCACUGCAAAACAACUUCUUCAUCACAAACCUGAUGGACGUGCUGCAGCGAACUCCAGGCAGCAACAUCGAGGACUCUUCCAUCCUGGAGACCGUCACCGCUGUGGCUGCGGGAAAGCCCCUCUCUUGCCCAAACCACGAUGGAAAUGUGAUGGAAUUUUACUGCCAGUCCUGUGAGACCGCCAUGUGUCGGGAGUGCACUGAAGGGGAACAUGCAGAGCACCCCACGGUCCCGCUCAAGGACGUGGUAGAGCAGCACAAGGCCUCACUCCAGGUCCAGCUGGAUGCUGUCAACAAGAGGCUCCCAGAAAUAGAUUCUGCUCUUCAGUUUAUCUCGGAAAUCAUUCAUCAAUUAACCAACCAAAAGGCGAGCAUUGUGGAUGACAUCCAUUCCACCUUCGAUGAGCUCCAGAAGACUUUAAAUGUGCGGAAGAGUGUGCUGCUUAUGGAACUAGAAGUCAACUAUGGCCUCAAACACAAGGUCCUCCAGUCGCAGCUGGAUACUCUGCUGCAGGGGCAGGAGAGCAUUAAGAGCUGCAGCAACUUCACAGCGCAGGCCCUGAACCAUGGCACGGAAACGGAGGUGCUGCUGGUGAAGAAGCAGAUGAGCGAGAAGCUGAACGAACUGGCCGACCAAGAUUUCCCCUUACACCCGCGCGAAAACGACCAGCUGGAUUUCAUCGUGGAAACCGAGGGGCUGAAGAAGUCCAUCCACAACCUCGGGACCAUUUUAACCACCAACGCGGUGGCCUCCGAGACGGUAGCCACAGGCGAGGGGCUGCGGCAGACCAUCAUCGGGCAGCCCAUGUCCGUCACCAUAACGACCAAGGACAAAGACGGCGAGCUGUGUAAAACCGGCAACGCUUACAUCACGGCGGAGCUGAGCACGCCCGACGGCAGCGUGGCGGACGGCGAGAUCCUGGAUAACAAAAAUGGCACCUACGAAUUCCUGUACACCGUCCAGAAGGAAGGGGACUUCACCCUCUCUCUGAGGCUGUACGACCAGCACAUCCGGGGCAGCCCGUUCAAGCUGAAAGUCAUCCGCUCGGCUGAUGUGUCUCCCACCACCGAGGGUGUGAAGAGGCGCGUGAAGUCCCCGGGCAGCGGCCACGUGAAGCAGAAAGCUGUGAAAAGACCCGCGAGUAUGUACAGCACUGGCAAGCGAAAAGAGAACCCCAUCGAGGACGAUUUGAUCUUUCGAGUGGGUACCAAAGGAAGAAAUAAAGGAGAGUUUACAAAUCUUCAGGGGGUAGCUGCAUCUACCAAUGGAAAGAUACUAAUUGCAGACAGUAACAACCAAUGUGUGCAGAUAUUUUCCAAUGAUGGGCAGUUCAAAAGUCGUUUUGGCAUAAGAGGGCGCUCUCCUGGGCAGCUGCAGCGGCCCACGGGAGUAGCUGUGCAUCCCAGUGGGGACAUAAUCAUUGCAGAUUAUGAUAAUAAAUGGGUCAGCAUCUUCUCUUCAGAUGGGAAAUUUAAGACAAAAAUUGGAUCAGGAAAGCUGAUGGGGCCCAAGGGUGUUUCUGUGGACCGAAACGGGCACAUUAUUGUGGUGGACAACAAGGCAUGCUGCGUGUUUAUCUUCCAGCCCAACGGGAAAAUAGUCACCAGGUUUGGUAGCCGAGGAAACGGGGACCGGCAGUUUGCAGGUCCCCAUUUUGCAGCUGUAAAUAGCAAUAAUGAGAUUAUUGUUACAGAUUUCCAUAAUCAUUCUGUCAAGGUAUUUAAUCAGGAAGGAGAAUUCAUGUUGAAAUUUGGCUCAAAUGGAGAAGGAAACGGGCAGUUCAAUGCUCCCACGGGUGUAGCAGUGGAUUCAAAUGGAAACAUCAUCGUAGCAGACUGGGGAAACAGCAGGAUCCAGGUUUUUGAUGGGAGUGGAUCCUUUUUGUCCUACAUUAACACAUCUGCGGACCCACUCUAUGGCCCCCAAGGCUUGGCCCUCACAUCAGAUGGCCAUGUUGUGGUUGCAGACUCUGGAAACCACUGUUUCAAGGUCUAUCGCUAUUUACAGUAAUGAUGGGCAUAAUGACAGACAACCCUUCCAAAGGUCUUGCACUAUAAACUGGAAUGGAUUUCUCGACGCGGGACCAGAUUAUGACUAAUCUUUUUAAGCUAGAAGGAAUCAUUGGUGAAUUUUCCAAGGUUAUUUCUGAAUGUAACAGUUUCCUUAAAAACUGCUUAUACAAUUUCCAUAAUUCACCUAUGGGGUUUAAAUAACAAACCUCCUCUACUGAAUCUGUAAAAACUGCAAAUUUUACAUCUGUGAACUAUGGCUUAAAGGACAAGAUUUAUGUAGUUAAUUUUGCAAAUCAAGCAAACAUCUAAAAAAAACUAGAAUAUGUAAAGGUAUUUGUUGAUCCUGUGAAUGGUAGCUUUUGCACAGAGCUUCCAAAAACAAAACAAAAAUAAAAUCUGUUGUAGUUAUAUAUUUCAUUAACCUAGGUCACCAGACCCAGGGAGUCUUCUAACCUCACUUUUACAGUAGGUUAUUCUCUUGUGACAUUUUUUUUGGUUAUCAACAACUACAUACAUACUUUAGAAAAAGUAAGACACUCUUGCAAAAUCCUCCCAGCUCUGAUUUAGCAGGCCUCUUGAGUUUAGCACUUAAGAAUCAAUGCAAAUUUCCAAGCCUUUCUGGGUUAGACAAAGAUUCUUUUUCGUGUGUUUUUUUCACCACCUCUUUCCUGUGAACCUAGUGUCAGAAAACAAAGUAUAUCUUCAGGGAAACCUGGAAUUCCUAGUGCUUUGAAAAGCAUAUUACAAAACAGUGCUACCUUUUGGUAAACAAACUGCCCCGUUAAACUCCAGAUUAAUGCACUGGAAUGUAAUCAAGAAAAAGUCUUAUGUGCCAUGUUUUCACACGUGUCUCUCCUCUUCCACUUCAUGAAAGCAAAAGCUUUAUCUUCUGCAAAAUGUCAGCACAUGUAGUAGGACACCAGUAUCCUAGGACAGAGAGCCAUAAGUAGCCCUUUGGAGGACUGAUGGUGUCAACCAAAGGCAUGUGAUUGAUUGAUUAAUGAUUCCCCCUUAGAAAGCAGGUGUUACCAAAGUUGUGUUAUCUUGAAAGCAUUACAGGUAAGGGCAUGUUAUGGUUAUUUAUCAUUGUUUAAUGAAUAGUAGAGGUGUUAAGGGACUAUGUAUACAUGAUUAGGGUAAGAUAGAAUGUAUUUUAUAUAUAUAUAUAUGUAUAGAAUUAAAUCUUUGGUGUAUUGAAAUAGGCAGCACUCUGGAAGACAGAAGCAUCGUCCAGCCAUUCUUCAGCACAUUCCUUUACUACAUAGUUUAAAGCCGUCCUAGUGGAGCAAGCCCUAAAACAGAUUUAAUUUUUGACAUUUUCCAGGAAUGAUGGUAAUGGCUGACUUUUGGUCAGAAAAUGACCUUCUGUGCUUUCAAAAAAAA
Molecule: messenger RNA, 3716 nt
Organism: Otolemur garnettii (small-eared galago)
Lineage: Eukaryota; Metazoa; Chordata; Mammalia; Primates; Galagidae
Gene: TRIM2
Product: tripartite motif containing 2
Exons: 12
Coding region: 97-2331 (744 amino acids)
Biological process (GO): protein polyubiquitination; proteasome-mediated ubiquitin-dependent protein catabolic process; positive regulation of DNA-templated transcription
Cellular component (GO): chromatin; nucleoplasm
Molecular function (GO): protein binding; ubiquitin protein ligase activity; zinc ion binding
Source: RefSeq, a predicted model, not a curated record